This is a messenger RNA of Delphinapterus leucas (beluga whale), 570 nucleotides long. Lineage: Eukaryota; Metazoa; Chordata; Mammalia; Artiodactyla; Monodontidae. The record is from RefSeq and is a predicted model, not a curated record.
AUGCACAAGCGCGCGCAUCGCCGCUCUCCCGGAGACACACUGGAGGGAAAGGUCAAACUAAAGGCGAGGGAGCCGGGAAGCCGGAGGGAGCCGCCGCAGCCGCCGCGCGCCAUGACGGACGCGGCGGAGGCUGCUUUCUCUCCGCCGAUGCCGCCGAGCCGCUGCUCUCGCCGCGCCCCCUGCCCCCGCCUCCCGCGCCCCCUCCCCCGGCGCUCGCGCGUCCGCGCGCCCCCUCCCCCCGGCGCUCCGGGCGCGCGUCGGGCCCGGGGCGCGCGCCGGCUGGAGCGGGAGAGGGAGCGGGAGCCGGAGCGGGAGCGGGAUUGGGAGCGGGAGCGGGAGGGACGGUGGGGGCCGCGGCGGGCGGCCCGGCGGCCUCCUCGCGCGACCCCGGAGCCCCUCGCCCGGCCCCUCGGCUGGAGCCCGCCAGGCGCGCGGGACCCGGCCUCUGGGGGGCGUCGCGGGGUCAGCCUGUCUGGGGGCCCCUUUUGGCGCCCCCUGACCCUCGGGGUCGGCCCCCGGAUUGACGGGGGCUCGGGACUCAGGGGAGUGCAGCCUCCGGGCAGGAGUUGA